Rhagoletis zephyria (snowberry fruit fly) is the source of this 6032-nucleotide messenger RNA. RefSeq lists its product as uncharacterized. The record is from RefSeq and is a predicted model, not a curated record. Lineage: Eukaryota; Metazoa; Arthropoda; Insecta; Diptera; Tephritidae.
ACACUGUAUGUUGAUACUUAAUUACUUUACGCCCAGAACAAGCAGAAGUGCAAGCAACGACAACGACAACGACAACGACAACGACAGCGACGACGACGACGAGCAAACACCAUCAUCAGCAGCACUUAAAGUUACGUAUACGCCCCAUUGCACCGGCAGUAGUAUAGCUAAAAACAACACUAAUGCCAGUAACAACAGCAGCUGCAGUGCUCAUCACAGCAGUCAAUGCAGAUGCCGCCGCCGCAGCAGCAGUGCGUUUAAAUCAAACAUCAACUAUAGCAGGCCCGCCACCAGAGCCAGCACCAACACCAGCACUUCUGCUAAAGUCAAUUGCAAUAAGCUAAAGUUUGCAAAACCAAUCAGCAAUAAUAGCACAGGCAGCAGCUGUGGCCAAAAAUCGAAAAGUCACUGCCAGCAUGAAAACAAUAACAAUGGUAUGCAGCAGCAGCAGACGGGGAGGGUAACGGCGAUGGAGAAGACACCGAAGAGCCAGUGGUGGCGGCAGUGUGUAGUCCAUAGUGUCGUUUAUAUAAAAUGGCUGAUUUUCGAGCAUUUUGUAAAUCACUUCAUUACCAUGCAAAUUGGGGUAACACUUUAUGCUGCAACAGCAACAACAAAUGCAACAGCAAUAGCCAAAACAACAAUGGUGACGGGCAACAAAGCAGCCAAACCCACUUUCACUUCAAUCACUUGCACAAACACAAAUACAGCCACAAUCACAACCACAACCACAACCCCAACCACAGCUACAAAUGAAAAAGUAAACACAAACGCAGACACAACGAGAAGUGCAACAAUCAAAACUUAUAGCAGAACAAAAAGGAGAAGAAGAAGCAGCAGCAAAAGUAAAAGCAGCUGUAGUAGCUGUUGGAGCAGCAGCGGCGGCGGCGGCGGCGGCGGCGGUGGUGGUGCUGGUGCUGGUGGUGGCGACACGUUGACAAUGCCGCAAAUUAAAGGACCACAACGACAAGGACGAGGACGAGGACGAGGACGAGGACGAGGACGACGACUACAAGGAAUUUGCAUUAUAAGACUGAUAUCAUUAAAGAGAUUUCUUCAAAUUCCUAAGCAACAAUCAAAUGUAUUACUUAAGCGUAUAAAAAACUGCCUGAGCGCCAUUAGCACGGCUGUCAGCUGUCAGCUGUGGCGAAGAAUAGUACGAAAUGUGCGUGCGAAAGCGUCAGUGGCGGCAAUAAAUGCAGAAAUACAGCAAAUCAAGAGUAUAGAAGCAGAUGCUUUGAUAAAAAAAGAAGCAAAAUCAGUAACAGCAGCAACAACAACAACAGCAACAACAGCAACUGAAACAAAACCAGCAGCGGUGAAAGUGUUAAGGUUAUCACCUCAAAAGCGCACGUUCAAGCCAGUAACGCCUCCAGCGCUUUUGUCACCUACACAGCAACGGCCGCCACAGGCACAGCCAUUAAAAGCGUUAACGCCAUCAAUGCCAGCAACUGCAGCCCAUCAGCCAUCUACACUCCUUCCCCAAGCCACACUCAAACCGCAAACUGGAAACCAACUGCACGCUCAACCACAACCGCAACUAAUGCACUAUCAGCAGCAGCAGCUGUUACAACAACAUCUACUAAAAGUUGGUUACGCAUCCAUCUUACAAUGCGCAUCUGCCGCAGGUGAAGCGUUGAAGUGUUUAUGCCGUCACGUUACGCGUUUCUUAGUUAAAUUUCAUAGCCGUUGGCGUUUAGUUUUGCACUUUGGUCGCGUGUCGUUGUUGCAUCGCUCGCUCACUGUGUUGAUUUUGUUAUCUUCGUUGUGGCAUGGCACUGAGUGUUUUCAUGGCAGCGUCAAAUUGAGCGCCAAUACGGUGAAAACCAAAUAUGGUCUGUUGCGCGGCAUUGUGGUGCGCUCUAGUCCGCUCGUGGAAGCCUAUCUGGGCAUACCGUAUGCAUCGCCACCGGUCGGAAGUUUGCGAUUUAUGCCACCCAUUACGCCAUCCACAUGGAAAAAUGUACGAAAUGCAGAUCGCUUCUCACCCGUAUGUCCGCAAACGGUGCCAAUACCGCCUAACGGACCAGAAGCGCUGCUAGAAGUGCCGCGUGCGCGAUUAGCACAACUACGACGACUGCUGCCAUUGCUGAGUAAUCAAUCGGAAGACUGUUUAUAUUUAAAUAUUUAUGUUCCAUAUGAAAAUCGACGAAAAAGGCGCUCGACUGGGCCGAACAGCAUGGAGCACAUACACGAUCCACCCACAACCUUGCUCGCCACCCUGCUACUCAUACACGGUGAAUCGUACGAGUGGAAUUCCGGCAAUCCUUACGAUGGAUCAGAGUUGGCAGCGCAUGGCAAUGUUAUCGUAAUCACCAUCAAUUUUCGGCUUGGCAUAUUUGGCUUCUUAAAAACUGGUGGCAAAGAGAGUGCACAAGGGAAUUUCGGUCUAAUGGAUUUGGUUGCUGGCUUACAUUGGCUGAAGGAAAAUUUACCUGCCUUUGGUGGUGAUCCACAACGCAUCACACUGUUGGGUCAUAGUACCGGUGCGGCGUUGGCCAAUAUUUUGAUGGUAUCGCCGGUGGCAAGUGAUCUUGUGCAACGCGCAGUAUUGGUAAGUGGCUCUGCGCUAUCACCAUGGUCCAUACAAAGGAAUCCGUUGUUCGUGAAGCGACGUGUAGCCGAGCAGACAGGCUGUCAUGGCGAUAUGUUGUACGAUGAUUUGGCGCCUUGCCUGCGAACGAAGACUGUUAAGGAGCUAUUGGCUGUGAAAAUCGAUCAUCCGAGAUUUCUAAGCGGCUUUGCGCCUUUCAUUGAUGGCACAGUUAUAUCGCCGAAUACCGAUUCAGUUGGAGAAUUGACACUGCCUUUGGGUUCAGUCAUAGUUAGUACAUCAGGAAUUGAAUUCGCAAAUUUUCCAAAACGCGACCUCAUUUUUUGCCUUACCUCAGUGGAAUCGUAUCUGGAUUUGAGUGCACAAGAUUUGGAAUUUGGUUUUAAUGAAACACGACGCGAUCGCAUACUAAGAACAUUUGUUCGAAAUAAUUUUCAUUAUCAUUUAAAUGAAAUAUUUGCUGUGUUAAAGAAUGAAUACACCGAUUGGGAGAAAGCGAUACGCAGCCCGCUGAGUUCUCGCGAUGCUACGCUCUCGUUUUUGAGUGAUGGCCAUACAGCAGCGGGUCUCAUCAAACUAGGCUACAUGCAUAGCUUACGCGGUGGCCGCAGUUAUUUUUUACAUUUUAAGCACCGAACAGUCGAGGAGGAGUAUCCGCAGCGAACUGGUUCCGUUCGUGGUGAAGAUGUGCCUUUUUGGUUAGGAUUACCCAUUUCACCACUCUUCCCGCACAACUAUACAACUCAGGAGAAACAGAUUAGUCGCCUUAUGUUGCGCUAUCUCGCAAAUUUUGCGAAAACGGGCAAUCCAAAUCAUUCAGGUUUAGACACACCAUCCAUAUCUGCAUCAACGUCCAAAUUGCCGGUAUUCACAGCACAGCUCAUGGAGCAUGGCAAAGUGAAGCGCGCCUCACUCAAGUCGCUAAAUGCUGUCAAUAAAUUUUUCAAUCUCACCGCGCCGCAUCUACUCGCACUCCAACACGGCAAUGCCGUAUUAGAUGCGCAAGGCUCGCUAAAUCUCGCUUUAUUCUACAAUCAGCGGCGUAGCGGCGCAAUGCGUGAACGGCGAGCUUACUACAAGCGACACUUGCGCAAUAACAACAACAACAACAACAACGAAUCUAAUGAACUGUUGAAUGCAGCAUUGCAACGAUUUGCUGCUGCCGACGAACCUAACCGCGGCGAACAUUUGCCAUUUUGGGAUGCCUACGAUGUGGUGAAUCAACUCUAUUUGGAGCUGGGCAAUAAAGCAGAAGUGCAGAGUCAUUAUCGUGGACAUAAAUUGUCUAUGUGGUUGAAUUUAAUACCACAGCUGCAUAAGCAUUCCAACAUCAAUGAUCAGUCGAUGCGCCAUCAUCAGUUCCCGGAAGAUAUCAGUAAUCGUGAUUUGUACGAAGGCGUCGUACGUCCACAGCUGCAAACGAAGCCGCUAGACGAUGAAGAUACGGUUGUAGUGAAAACUCCAAAAUCGACCACACCCACAAAGGUUGUGAGCAACAAUACCAAAACUGGCGGCAAUGCCUUGGCAGGCACCGUAACGACAGAAUGCAACCCCGAUGGCACAGCGUACGCUAACGUCGGCGAUAGCGCAACCACGCAACCACCAGCAACAUCUGACAAUCGCUCGAUGUUGGAAGGUGGCACACCACAAAAGGACUUAGCCACCGCCUCCACGGGUAUCAUAGGCAAUUUGGAAAUGUUUCGACGCCUUAGCGGCAAGCAAUUUCCCAGCUACACCACUGCGUUGAUAGCCACUGUAGCUGUGGGCUGCUUUCUGCUAACACUAAACAUACUCAUCUUUGCCGGCAUCUAUCAUCAGCGCGAGAAGCGUGCACGCGAUGCUAAAACCAAGGAGGAGCUACAAGAUAAUGACACAAGCAAGAACUCCAGCAUACUCAAGUUGAAUGCACUUGCCGAUGAUGAUGGCAGUGUACAUUUCGAUGGCAUCCCUAGCAAAAGUACAGUGGUUUUUGGCGAAUAUAACUAUUAUGAUGAGAAACUUAAGUGUUCCAAGGAUGAGAAACUGCUCGUUGACUUGCCACCAAUAACUCAGACAACUGCACAUAUGGAAUUGAAUUGGCCCGGUGGUUCUGGCUCUACAAGCACAUUGGAUUUACUUAAAACGAAACAUCAUCACAGCAUUAUGGAGGCGCCCACUUGCAGCGGUAGCGGCAGCGGUGGCAAAGACGUCAAUGAAUUGCAACACCUACAAGCUAUUAGCAACCUAGAAUUGGCAACUUACAAUACACAAAUGCCCAUUGUGCCCGGUGGCAUUGCUAUGCUAGAGUCAGCAAUGAUUAUGCCUGGCGGCCGCCGCAACUCAUUUGCCACUAGCGGCAGUCAAACAACCAUGCAGUUCGAUUAUGCUGUACAAUCCUCAGAUCAGUUAUCUUUUAAAGAAAUCGAAAAUGCUGUUAAAGUCUCCACGGAUGAUAUAAUCAAUGAUAUGGACGAUGACAUACCAGAACCGCCACCGCCACCUAGAUCAUUUCAAAGCGUACACCACCAGCAACAGCACGGACAGCACCAGCAGCAGCAACAAGGUGGCAUAUUACGUUCGUCUGGCUCAAAUACGGUUUCGAGCACGAGCGGCAAGAAACGUGUACAUAUUCAAGAGAUUUCAGUUUAGAAAUAGAGUCUACAUAGAACUCAAAUACGAAUACUAAUAAUAACGUAGGUAAUGCAUACAAUUACUAAUGAAUACUAAAUAAUAUUGAAUAUCGUACAAUGUACUCCUCAUAUGUAUUUACAAUCUUAUUUAGCCUUAUUUUGCAAUAGUUUAGAAGUGAUAGAUAUGGUACGCUUAUAAUUUUCUCCACUUUCAACACUAAAAAUUUCCUUUGCUUUUCCUACGACUAUGUAGUUUGAUGUGCACGCGUACCAUUUUGCAUAGGUAUACAUAAACGAAUGAGUUAAAAUACAAAUAGUUCCACUACUUAAAUAUUGCAACUGCGAAAUCUAUUGUGUAUACUUACACACACACAUUCAUAUAAAUGAUACAUACUAAGUAAAAUACUCGCUACACUUCAAAAAUGUUACUUUCCAUUCAGCAAUCCUUUUUAGGGUCUCCAAACUGGCUAGCUGGCUUCUUAUUUAGCAAAUAAACCUAUCAUAUUCUGCUGUAAAUUAUAUUGUAUUUACGUUUUGUAACAAUUAAGAAUUUUCAGAUGCAAUACGUAUACAUAUUUGUGCGUAUUAAAAUAAAAUAAUUAUUUACUGUAUAAUAUUGUAUGGUGACUAUAUGAAUGUAAAUGUAAUGUAAGAAUCAAAUUCUUUUUUAGUACUAAUAAAUUUAUAUUUAUUGUUGGACAAAAAUUGGAGUGAGUUUUUAUUAAAAGGCAGAUUUUUAUUAAAGGCUCUAAAUAUUUACAAGUACAUUAUUUUUAUCUAAUCUCUUCAUAAGUUAAACAUUAUUUUGAAACAUUCGGUUAUUGGUUUUUAUUGAUUAACUUUUUGUUUUAUUUUAUAAAUUUUUACAA